Messenger RNA from Stegastes partitus (bicolor damselfish), 2502 nucleotides. It is a transcript of the gene cunh1orf52, whose product is annotated as chromosome unknown C1orf52 homolog. The record is from RefSeq and is a predicted model, not a curated record. The transcript has 3 exons. NCBI's taxonomy places the organism in Eukaryota, Metazoa, Chordata, Actinopteri, Pomacentridae. The coding region runs from base 149 to 811 and encodes 220 amino acids.
CGACUGUUUUGGAGGCUGAUUCAAAAUGGAGUAGGUCUCGGAGAUACUCUUUAAACCGACUCAGGUUCACCUACUGUGUUCUCGUCUUCUGCUCGGUUUUUCACCUUAACAGGUUGUUCCUCGUUGUGAGAUUAUUACGUCCUGCAAGAUGUCAGAAGAAAAGAAGUCCGGCUCUUUGGGUUUCUUUUCCAGCUACGACGAUUUGAGCGACAGCAGCAACAGCAGCGACUCGGACGAGGAGGGAGAAAGUCGAAAGAAGAAAGCGGGGGCAGAAGCUUCGGGCGGCGGGGCUCAGUCCUCCUCACAGGGGACCAAGCGAGGGCCCGGCGGGGCUCCGUUACCCAGACCUGACGAGCUGUUCAACUCCGUGUCCAAGCCCGCCUUCCUCUACAACCCUCUGAACAAGCAGAUCGACUGGGACAGUCUGUCGGUCAAAGCGCCCGAAGAGCCUGCCAGAGAAUUUAAGCCAUGGAAGACGAAUGCUGUGCCGCCUCCUGAGAGCUAUGCUGCAGAGCCAGAGAAGAAGAAGGGUCCUCCUCCAGGGAUGGACAUGGCAAUAAAGUGGUCCAAUGUAUACGAGGACAACGGAGAAGACGCACCGCAGCCUUACACUGGCAAUGCCCGGUUCUUACCCGCAGAGGAGCAGCCCUCUGACUCAGAUGAGGAAUCUGAGCAGUCUCUGUCUGCCAAGAAACGGCGAGUGGAGACCUUCCAGCAGAAGGAGAAGAGGAAGAGGGACAUGGGACAAGCGACCUCUGACAAGAACUUUGUAGAAGAAGAGAAAAGGAUCCUCAGGCAAAAGAUCGAAUGAGACCCAAACUGUCAGCAGCCACGAUUCGGUUCAUAAUUUAAGCGUUGUACAUCAGCAGAGAACAUAGCUGGAUGCCACAAACAUACAGGGUUGUUUUAUCAAUAUGUUGACAUACUGUGAUUUGCAAUAGUAUAGUAUUUGUUCUGUUUUCAAAUGGAUGUAUCCACACAUGAAAGAAAAUUUUACUUCAAUGUUGUGUUUAACAAAGCUUUAUGUCACUGAGGAAACGGGCAAAACAUUAUUCGACAGUCGAGCUAACAGUCCUGAUUCUGGUGUAUUGCUGUAAAAUAUUUUGGGGAUCUUAGGACGAGAGUUGGUGUUUUCAUAGUUUUACUUACGAGUUCAGUUCCAAAGAUACAUUGAUGAUAAAUAUUGCUAGACACAGCUUUACAGCAUAUUCAGAGCACUGGCCUUUUUCAGUCAAGCAAUCUGAUCUAAGACUCAUUUAACCUGUAUAUCUGACUUAUUCUAAUCCUUACGACUUUGCACAGAAGAUUGUGAAUAAAUUCAUAAUAAGUAGGAAUGAAGACCAAAACUACAGAAGUAUUUGACUUAAAAUUAGGGUGUAAUCUAGCACUCAAAUAAUGUAUUUUUUCAGGGCUGAUACUAAUUAUUAGCAAUCACGGAGACCGAUAGUUAAUGUUUAUAACCAAUAUACAUCUGCUGUUAAAUAAAAAAUAGAAAAACAAUCUUAAACAAAAGCUUUUAUUUAUGUUUUACACAAGUUUAGCUUAAUCAGUGUAUUGUUCAAGGUUGUUACCUAUCUAACCAGUCAGACAGAGUUGUGGGCAGGACAUCAAGACCAGAGAUGCAGCUGCAUCAGAACCAAAGUAACACAUUUUAAAAUUUAUUUAUUUUAUUAGUAAAUCAGUUAAAACACUAAAGAGACUGAUUUUCAUAAAAAAAACAGUGAAUUUGAUUCCAAUCGUCUGCAAAGUCAAGAUAAUCAGUCGAUCCCUAGUUUAAUCUGCUGUGAACAGAAGGUCUGGUGAGUUCGCUUUGGCUCCUGUUUGUUUGAAUAUAAGUAACUAAAAUAACAGUGUUGUCUGGCUGUGGUGGUGUAUUUGGUCUGUGCUUGUGGUUUUUGUUGUAUAUUACUAAACACCUAUCCAGCACUGAAAUAUCGACUGUGUGCGUACCUUGUGUUAACUCAGUGACUUUCCUUUUAAAACUAGAUUAAGUAUAUUGUAAAUGUUUAAAUUUAAAUUUAAAAAGCUGCCUGUGCUUCCAUCUUAUGGCCACUAGAUGUCGCUCUUAAGCUACACUAGAACUCCCUCCCUCCAUGUUUGUAGUGAAGAGUGCCCUCAGACUGUGUAAAUGUUGGGAACCAACUUUCAACCAGGGUCUGUGUAUGUAUGUAGUGUUUCCUAAAAAAAACGAGGGCUGAACUUCAGUUUGGAAGUUUGUCUCAUCUCAGUUCUCUUGAGAUACUUGAUGCAUACAGACUGUUUAUUCAGACUCAUGUACCUUGUAUUACACUUUACAUCGGUGCUAAAAUAAAUAAAAUCAGCUUCCGAGGUUUACUGUUCAAGAUUAUUGGAACAUUUUAUUGUUUUAUGGACCUUUUCUUUCUUCCAGAAAACGUGUUCAUCUGGUGUAAACAGUGAUAUAGAGACGUUUAUAGUUUUGUUUCCAGUGAUCUAUUACUCAUUAUCUUCCACUUAGGCAAUAAAAAGUGUUGUGCUGAAGAG